AUGCGUAGCAGACAGCCAAGGUUUUGCGACGUCACGUACCUUCGUGGAUACGCCCGACAGCAAGGGCUGUACGAGGAAAUCGUUGCAACUGUGGACUGGGAGCAAGACAAGGUCUGGCGUGUCCGGAAGCAGGAGGGACAGGACAACUGGCACCUCAGGACAGUGAAGGAAUGCCCUGGGAUGGGUAGAGGGUUCUGCGGUCGAAGCUUACAGAAGGUGCCGGAUGACACCCACCAGAUCGGACCCAGAGAUGCGCACCAAGCUGCGAAGACGCGCCCACAUGGAAACUGGCAGUGCAGCAUGGCCCAAGACGGCUGCCAAAAACGGCAGCGCGACUCCGCCCUCCAGGAGCCCUACUGGUGGUGUUCCAAAUGCAGCUGGUACUGCUGCGACUCCUGCGUGAAGCGCAUGCCGGACAAGGCCACGUCCAAGCAGGUGGCACACUGGAGGCCAGGGGCUUCCCCCAAGCUGGACGCCCUUGUCGCAGACGUGGUGAGGGACUUCAACUUGCCCAAUCCAUUCCAGGCAGGGUACACCAUCAAGAUGAACUGGUAUCCAGAUGCGCUGUCUCGGGUCUCCCCACACCGGCAUGACAACUGGACCCUACUGGUUUCCUUGGGAGCGCCCAGGGUUCUGUCGGUGGACCGUGCUCAGGUCUUGAUGGAGGAUGGGGACCUCAUCCUCUUCGGCACCCAGAGCCACGGUGUACCAGAAAUGCCCAGCGCUGCAGGCGGCCGCAUGAGCCUGGUCUUCAUGUUUUCGCCCGACGACGCGGUAGGCGCGGCGGCCGAGGCCCGGGCUGCAGCAGGCGGCACCGCCGCACGGCGCGCGGGCGAGGUUCCGCCUGGACUGCCGCUGCCGCGCUGCACCCUGAGGCCCGAGGAGCUGCAGCUUGCAGCUCUGUCGAUGCAAGCUUCGGAAUGGGAGAGCGGCUACGAAGACAGUGAUUGGUGGGCUGAGCCAGCUGCAGAGGGUGAGGCUGAGGCAAAAAAUGAGGUCGACACCGCAGCCCUGGAUGCCAUCUGUGCUAUGGGAUUCUCUCGUGAGCAUGCCCGGGCAGCCCUACGGGCAACGGACGGAGACGCUGACCAGGCCGUUUCUUUAAUUCUGUCAGGUGCUUGA
Molecule: messenger RNA, 1122 nt
Organism: Symbiodinium pilosum
Lineage: Eukaryota; Dinophyceae; Suessiales; Symbiodiniaceae
Source: the annotation of a GenBank genome assembly